Molecule: messenger RNA, 276 nt
Organism: Echinostoma caproni
Lineage: Eukaryota; Metazoa; Platyhelminthes; Trematoda; Plagiorchiida; Echinostomatidae
Source: the annotation of a GenBank genome assembly
AUGCUCAGCCUUGGAAUACCUUCCCGAGCUCAGAUUUUUGAAAGAAAACAUAGUCAAAAUCCACCAGUGGCUUACCGACAGCAUCGGGAGGCGCGAGCCGCUGUACGCCACGGGAUACCACUACUGACCACAAUACGUCGUGGUCUCGGGCCAGUCGUUCCAGUCGCCGUGGCUGGUCGAAAUUUACCCGACGGUCGCCAAGGAGCUCUGGCAGAUGGCGGUCCAGAUUCCGGUCUUGGCCUAUUUGGUCGAGGAGGAGGAGGAGGCGGCGGCUGA